AUGAGCAGCACCGCGCUCACCAUCCUGCACGGUGGCCACCGCAAGGUCACGCGUAUCGGGGCCAAUGACAGCAUGAGCACCGUCGUGCAGAUGGCCUGCAGAGAGUUCGGACUGGACACCGGGAGUCCCAACUGGGUUCUCAAGCACAAGCGGGUGGUGGUGGACCUGAGCCAGCCGUUCCGCUUCACCGGCAUCCCCCAAAACGCUACCCUAGAGCUUACGGAAGAAGCCCCGGUGAGGCGAAAAGCGGCGGGCUCCACGUCUGCUGGGGGUCAGGUGAGGGUUGCGAUGCGACUACCCGGGGGGGGGCGGGUCCAGGCGCCAUUUUCGGCGGACACUUCCCUGCUGGGCCUCCUGCAGUGGUGGGCCGGCCGAGGAGAGCUAGACGCAGGCGUCCUCCAACAGGGGCCCUCGCUGCAGUUCAUGCGCACGGCGUACGGCGCCGGAGACCUUGACGCGACCACCCUCCGCUCUAUCGGGCUAGUCAGAGGAUCUGCGAUGUUCACCCUCAGCCUGUCUUCUCCAGGCGCCGCCGGCGCUGCAGCAGUACCGCUAUCAUCAUCAUCAUCCAGCGCGGCUGCGUUGCCACCGCCCCCCGGCGCUGGUGCUGAUGCUGGUUCAAAGGCGAGCGCUCGGGCCAACCUUUGCCUUUGUUUUUUCCUCGCCCUGCUGUCAGUCAACUCAUUCCCUAGUUUGCUGUGA
This is a messenger RNA of Ectocarpus siliculosus, 702 nucleotides long. The record is from the annotation of a GenBank genome assembly. NCBI's taxonomy places the organism in Eukaryota, Phaeophyceae, Ectocarpales, Ectocarpaceae.